AAAUACAAAUACACGCGCUUCUAAUGUUAUGGGGAGAAGAAUUGGUUAUGCGACAUGUGAACAUAAAGCCUAUUUUGGGUUGUCCGAAACCCUCUUCUUCGCCCUCCGGCCCUGCAACCCACCAGGUCCAUCGUCCACCGCAGCUGGGAGCUCUCGCAGGUUCUCCGCCGACAAUCCCGGAAGUUGAAAGAAAUGAAGCGGGACCCAGAUGGAUGUCCAACUACUAAAGCUCGGAAGUUGAAGUUUACGCCAAAAAUACCUGCUCGGAAGGCACCAAAGCCUUCCAUAGCUGAAGCGGAGCCAUCUGAGGCCAAUGAUGAUGUUGUCAGCAAGGAGCUGCUUUUGAAGAUUCAGAAAACAACGAGUGGUGCCGCUUUAGGAAGGAGAUUCCCAAGGAGUGAUAGGAAUGUUGCUCCAACGGAAGUUGCAUUUGGACUUGGAAAUUCCACAUUAGCAAGAUCAUUCCCAAGAGUUGGGGAUAAAGGAAACCAGACUCAGACUCAAGAUAUGUCUGAUGAACCGAGCCCAAAAGUAAAGGAAUACGUUGAACCCUGGGAUUGUGCCCGUUCAUAUUAUCCAAUGACCCUUCCUUGGAGAAAGCCCAACUCAGGAAACCCAGAAAUUCUCAAUGAAAAGGAAUUUGGGGAAGCCUCAGCAAGUGCUGCACUAGAUGAGACUCAGAUUAAUCCGGCAGAGGAGCUUGGAUUGAUGGAAAAGAUGGAAGAAGCGCAGAUGCUAUUUCUUCAGUUCCCCGCAAACCUUCCAUUGGUUAAUAGAUCUGCUUCAUCUAUGAGUUCCUCGAGUACUGUCGGUAAGAAAGAGCAUGGAGCUAUGAAGGGCUGCAAGUUGGAAGAUCUUUCUGCAGGAUAUAUGGGGAAAAUAAUGGUGUACAAGAGUGGGAAAGUGAAGAUGAAGCUGGGAGAUGUACUCUUUGAUAUUUCUCCUGGAGUGAAGUGCGAGUUUGUGCAAGAUAUUGCUGCAAUUAACACCAAAGAGAAGCACUGCUGCAUUCUUGGGAAGCUCAACAAGCGCGCUGUCCUAACUCCAGAUAUAGAUUCUCUUUUGGCUUCUAUAGAUAAUUCAAAUUAGCUUUAAAACUACUCUUACCGUAGAUAAGAAUCUUGAAACAAGAUGAUGGUUAGAUGAAUCAUGGCAAGUUGUUGUGUAGUUUGUGUUAGCUCUAAAGCUACUCUUCCUGUAGAUAAGUAAGAAUCUUGAAACAAGAUGAUGCUCACGUGAAUCAUGGCAAGUAGUGUAGUCUGUAUUAGCUUUAAAGCUACUCUUACUGUCGAUAAGAUCCUUGAAACAAGACAAUGCUCAGUUGGAGUAUGGCAAGAAGGUGUGCCAAUAGUAACUACCUGAUCUAAUUGAAUGCUAUUUGGAAUCAA
Molecule: messenger RNA, 1388 nt
Organism: Musa acuminata subsp. malaccensis (wild Malaysian banana)
Lineage: Eukaryota; Viridiplantae; Streptophyta; Magnoliopsida; Zingiberales; Musaceae
Biological process (GO): tRNA transcription by RNA polymerase III
Cellular component (GO): RNA polymerase III complex
Molecular function (GO): DNA binding
Source: RefSeq, a predicted model, not a curated record